Messenger RNA from Gigantopelta aegis, 6092 nucleotides. Its product is annotated as coiled-coil domain-containing protein 169-like. Lineage: Eukaryota; Metazoa; Mollusca; Gastropoda; Neomphalida; Peltospiridae. The transcript has 7 exons. The coding region runs from base 375 to 1085 and encodes 236 amino acids. The record is from RefSeq and is a predicted model, not a curated record.
GGCACGUUGCCGCAAAACUUCCACAGUUAUAUUCUUAUACAUAUAAUGACGUUGACGAUAUUGUUUCUCAAAAAUACCAGUUCUAUACUUACGUUUUCACAAAAGUGAAGCUUGUCUGUACCACUCUUCUGUGAUCACGUGCCGUUUUUUUUUUUUUUUUUUUUUGGGUAGGGAUUUUUACUUGUAGUUGUGUUCCAUUGAUUGUAAUAUAAUAUACAUCAUCUUAAAAACUUGUUCAAAUUCAUUGACGCAAAGGACAAGGUAGCCUUGCCUCUGUCUUGUAUAGAUAUACGGUUUUGAUUGCGGUAACUGUAUUGUGGUUCAGAUUUGGAGCUACCCAAACAGCUAGUGCUGUCGGGGAUUUGAAAAUCAAAAUGUCGCUGCACUCUUCCGCUUCGGAUGUUUUCGAGUCCAUAGAGAUACAUGGAAUUGGUCUGAGGCAGUCCAUUCGAGAUUUCAAAGAAACGUACGACAAUCCAACAUAUCUUACACGUGAGAUGAAGGAAAUGCUGGACCAGUCUGCUUCUGAACUACAAGUGACCGUUAGUGAAUUGGAGAAACGACUGGAUUAUGUUGAUAAUGAAGGCAAUGAGUGGAAGACAAGGUUUGAGACGCAGGAAGAAAUGAACCAGCAGUUAGAGAGACAGAUUGUUUUACUCCAGAGUAAAGUGGAGGAAGCAAAGAAGAAUCUCAGAGAGGCAAGCAAGUCUCCACGAGAUAACAGGUCCUAUGAGGAAGUGGCUGAUGCCAACCCACAGAUGAUAAAGAACUUUGAACGUGAAAAGCAAAGUCUCUAUAAUACCCUGCGAGAUCUGGAAUGGAGACUUGACCAGGAAUCAAAGGCCUACCACAAGGCUAAUGAUGAAAGGAAGCAGUACGUUUUGGAGAUCAAUGCGACCAAAGGUAGUCUUGAUGAGAUUAGACGCCAGAAGCUGACCCAUGGGGGUGACGGGUUCAUCACAGGCAGGACACCAAGAGAUGUGGAUGGGAAUAUCCCAGAUGAUCAGAGGAUUCUUGACCCAAAGAAAGGUCCUAUCAAAAGAACGGCUGGUGUUAACAAACUCCCGAGCCUGGAGAUGGUCUGAUAGAUUCAAAACGACAGCAACAAUAAAUGUGGUGGGAUGGCAAAUGCAACAGAAAUGUCCAUCUGGACAGCUAUUUGCAGGAAGAAAAGCCCCUGAAUUUUGUUCUUCUCCAUUCCUAUCUUGCACCAGUAGUUGCAGUGGUUCAUAGCAGAACCUUCAUUUCUUUCAAUAACAGUAAUAGCUUUAUAAUCACAAGGAGUUGUACAAGUGAUUGCAGUUAAUAUUGACUCUUUGACUUUGUGUAAGGUUGACAUAAUAUAGAAAUGUAAUCGCAUAUGAUGAUUGUUACAAUAUUUAAAUUGGUAGUCCAGUAAGCUAGAAAUGCAGAUGAAAUUAAUCAAAAAUGUAAAGCAUCAGGGCUUGAUAUUUCUUGUAAACAGUUCUUCAGAAAAGAAAGAAAAUGACGCACUCAAUACAUUUUAUUUAUGGUUAUAUGGCAUCAGACAUAUGGUUAAGGACCACACAGAUAUUGAGAGAGGAAACCAGCUGUCACGACUUCAUGGGCUACUCUUUUCGAUUAGUAGCAAGGGAUCUUUUAUAUGCACCAUCCCACAGACAGGGUAGUACAUACCAUGGCCUUUGAUAUGCCAGUCGUGGUGACGAUUCUUCAGCUUCGAUGCUGAAUUAACAUUAGGAAUAACAAAUAAUCACAUGAAUAACAAUUUAUUAACAAGUUCACAAUUAGCAAUGUUCUCCUAGAUUUUUGCACCCAGUAGCCAAUAUAUCCUUUGAGCUGGGAUGUCAUUAAAUAUUCAUUCGUUCCAAUGUUUCUGAGACAAGGUUGACAGUGGUUGCCAAAAAAAAAGCAGAUGGCCCUCACAGGUUCAAUUAUUCAUCACCAUCUCUGGUUACAUAUUUUCUUUUCACACAUAAUCUAACUUCUGAUCUGUGGCAAUUCACCCUAGUCCUAUGAGCUUGUCCAAACAUUCAAACAGCCAAUCAGUAAAGAAAAAAGAAGGAAGUAGCUACCAUGUGAUCAGAACAGGAUGUUCUUGGUUCACUGGAAAAUUUUAGCUGUUUGAUUGGCUGUUGGCAUGUUUGGACUGUCAGUAGUCCAUGAGACUAGGUGGGUGGGGAGAAUGUCAUAGGUCAGAGGUCAGGUCAUGUCUUCAUACAAAGAGAAAACAGUCCAACUUCUCUUCAAUUUAGAGUUGUAUGGUCAUGUAUCAUAGAUGUGGACUGAACUUGCAAAAUUACAAAUUAUUAAAUAACAUAUUCUGGUUCAGGUAACCUAGUUACCAUUUAUUGAUAUUUGUCAUAAUGUAUUAUAUCUUUAUAGAAAUGUCUGUGAUAUUGGGAUGUAGAGUUUUAAUAUAUUGGUAUAUAUAUAUUUUUUAAUCUCUUAUUUUCCUUCAUAUACAGGAGUUUGAAUGAGCAGGGGUGUCCACAGUGCAUUUGUUUGUCACAAUUUCCAUCUGCUGAAUUACUGCUGAAUCAGCAUUUUAUAAAAAAUUUGUUUGCUGAAUAACUGUUGAAAGAGUUGAAUGAAUUUGAAUAUACCAUUUAUUAAUCUGCUGAAUUUGGAUAAUCAUUUCUUUGGUAAUUUGUUUGCUGAAUUACUGCUGAAAGAGCUGUUUGAACCAGCAUAAUAGCAAGAGUUUGUUCUUGUGGAUUGCUGCUCCUAGAAAGCAUUGAAUCAAGUCUGUCCAUUACAAUUUAUUUCUACUGUAUUACUGCUGAGACACCCAUGCCAACAUGGAUCAUCCCCAUCCCACCACCACCCAAUAUUGACUCCUCCCUAAUCCUUGUUUAUCCCAGAACUUAACAAAACCAAAACUUUUGAAAGUUUUCCAUCUUAAAAAGCAAAGGGUGGAAUACGACUGAAUUGUAGAGAAAGAUUAAAGUUUAAAAAUGUUCACUUUCUUCUGUUGUUAAGAUGCGAAUACCUGCAUUUAGUGGUGCUUAAUGAGUUUGCUUACUACGCACCUUUUAUAUUAUUAUUAUUAUUAUUUAUCUUCAGAAAUUUCCGUCCAUGGUGAGACUGCUGAAUUGAUAUUUGUACAUAACACUGUACAUUGUUACUUUUUGUUUUAAUUAUGUAUGGUUUGUUAAUGACCUUUGUACAAAUGGCAAACUUGUGAUAUUGUGAUAUAGUAUUGUUUGACAUAUCAGUAAGAACACUUACUAUAGAUGAUGAUAGUGUUUUUGUUAUCACUUCAUUUUGUGGUCAAUGCACAUCACAGUUAAAAUACAGACAUCACAAUUAAAAUAUAUAUAUUGAUAAAUUAUAAUGCAUAUUUUUCACACAUAAUUUAAAUUUAUUUUUGAUGUGUUUUAUUGAUGUGAGUUUUAUGAUCAUGCAUCCACUUAAUUUUCAGGUUUUAAAUAUUUUUAAAAAUAUAUAUUUUGGAUUGCAGUGCUUAACUAAAGCUAUUAAAUGUAAAUAUUGGUCCAGUUGAAGAGCACUGCAACAUUGUUUUAAGGUACCAUUACUGAUACCCCCAUCCCCACCCCAAAUAAAUAGAUACCUAUUGUUAGACUGUGAUAUUCUUAAUUCCAAUGCAAGAAGUGUAGGCAGAAUGAAUUUAAAAUGUUCUGCUUUAGGUGACUGCUAAGUAUGCCUAACUGUAGCAACAAUACUUUUAAUGUUAGUCAAAAAAACCCCGUAACAAAUGAUAUUUCUAACAGGUUGAUAAUUCUUGAUACACAGGUUAUGUUUAUCAUAAAUUGACAGUAUUCAAAUGUAACUAUGGAUUGGCAGUGUUGAUCGAACCAUAAAUAGGUAACAUUUAAUCAUAGGCAGGUAAUGUUCAACUGUAUAUUGGUAGUGUUUAACUAUAGACUGAUCAUGUUUCACACAAACUGGUAACAUUCAUUCAUAAAUUGGUACGGUAAUGUUUAAUAAUAAAUUCCCAACAGUAAAUAGUUAAUGUUUAACCAUAAACUGGUGAUUUUUAAUCGUAAAUUACCAGUAGUAAUAUUUAAUCAUAAACUGGUAAUUUAUAAUUGUAGACUAGUAAUGUUUCAUGAUAAAGUUGAACAAUAUUUAUCAUAGGCUAGUAAUGUUUAACCAUAAACUGGUAAUGUUUAAUCAAAAGCUAAUAAUAUUUUACCGUAAACUGGUAAUGCAUAAUCUUAAAAUGGUAAUGUUUAACAGUAGACUGAUAUAAGGAAGUAUGGUAACAAUGAAAAUUAUGAAUGGCAUUAAGUCGAACUGGUAUCAGUUAUUCAUCCUUAGAUCUAAUUCACACAGCAGCUAAUUGUUGUCUUUCCAAUAAGCACUGUCAUAUGAUGCUUAACAUAGAAACUGAUAUUGUGUACUUAUAUGUACAUAUAGUAGGAUACAGUAAAUAAUUUGGUAAUAUCAGUUUAGAAUGCAAUUUCUUUUGUUUACAUAUUGAUGAAGUAUGAAAAUCAGUAUGUUUUUGUGUACAAAUACAGGUCAUAUCAAUCAAACUUUUUUGUUUAUCAUACCAUUCAAGAGAAAGACAUUUUGUCACUUUAUACCAAAUUAAAUUCUGACAUUUGGUAAUUUGGUUCCAUAUGUGUAGCUGGUAUGUGCAUUCAAUAUUAUUGAUUCCAAAUCAGAAUCAUCUUACAAUGUCUUUAAGCAUUCCGUGUGCCUUAUGCCGAUAAGUCAGUGAAUUGGUGUGAACAUAAACCAUUAUAUUUGUUUUAGUAUUGCAUUGCAUAGUGUAAUUUGAUAUUUUUGUGUUGAAAAAUUAACCAUUAAUACUUAAAUAUUUUUUUUUUUAAAAAGAUGAUAUUUCCAAAAUAUUAUGAGGGCGAUACCAGAACAGGUUAUGUCCAAAAUUAUGGUUUACAUUAGAACAGGUUUUACAUUUUAAAAAGUCAGAAAAAUAUGAAGAGAUGAUUAAAUUAAAUUUAAUUUAUUAACUCAAAUUAUGUAGCUUAGCAUCUCUACUAUUACAUGUAGGUUCCCACAGAAUUCUACAGUUUUAAAAAAGAAAAAAAAAGUGAAAUAGUGGACUAGCCUAUUUUUCACAGAGCGGACAUAGCUACUUCUUCUUGUCAGUCCUAAAGUAAAUUCCUUGCAUUUUCAAAAUAUGAUUUACUGAUACCCCAAAACACCAAAAUGUAAAAUCAGUUGUAUGCAAGGUUUGCAUGUACAUGUAUAUUAAGUACUUUAAAAAAGAAAUCUUUUACAAUUAAAACUCGCAACCUAAAUACAAACAGAAUGGAUCAGAAACAGUCCAGUUACAGCCAUAUUUAGUUUUUCACUAUCUCUGAACUACUACCCCGUAUGUGUUUUUGUUUUGGAGUAUCUAUACAUCACUAGUAGACAGAUAUUUGCAUCCAUAUGUUGGUCUGUUUGUCAGUCUGUCAGUCGGUCGGAGCUACAUGUAAUGCCAAAGAUCUUUAGGAUUAGCUGCUUGUUUUGAUUGUGUAUACAUCAUUGGAUACCAUCAUUAUAAUUUAUGCCAUUAAAAUGUAUACAUGACUACUUGGGUGAUCAAAGGCAUUUACAUACAUGUUCAAGUAAUUUGAUGUGAGUAUUGUACGGAAAGAUACUGUUGAAUCUUAAUUAUGUUAGUGCCUCUAUGUUAUUGUUGCUUAGGCCAUAGUGAAAUAAAGCCCCGAUAAUAAAAGUCAGCACCAGGUUUUUUUCUUAAUUUGCAAAAAAAAAAAAAUAAAGUACAGUAUUUCCAAUGUUCUGAAAAUAUAAAAUAAAAUUUCAUCUCUAGCUCCCAUUUAAAAAAAGUGCAUUUUGAAUUUUUAAAAAUCCUGCAGUUAUUUUAGUAUGGCCUUACUGAUGUAUUUAUACCCUAAGUUAUUCAACUAAUUUGUAUUUAUUUAUAUCUUGCACAUGAAUGUUCAGUAUCAAUUCGUUUAGACAUCUACUGCUUAUUUUUAUUUAACAUAUGCAUACUAUAUACAUACUUUCAUUGAUAUUUUCAAAAUGUCUUAUUUUCUCUUGCUUGGUUUGAUAAUUUUGAAAUUUCACAAAAUUGCUGACAAUCUUGUAGUUAGAUUUAUAUAUUUAUUUUAUCUUUACAUUUUACAAUGCACAUUUAUUUUGUCUUCUAAUAAAAAAUAUGAUAUGUA